Ochotona princeps (American pika) is the source of this 1491-nucleotide messenger RNA. It is a transcript of the gene PHETA2, whose product is annotated as PH domain containing endocytic trafficking adaptor 2. The transcript has 2 exons. Gene Ontology annotation, cellular component: recycling endosome; trans-Golgi network; early endosome. The record is from RefSeq and is a predicted model, not a curated record. The coding region runs from base 124 to 894 and encodes 256 amino acids. NCBI's taxonomy places the organism in Eukaryota, Metazoa, Chordata, Mammalia, Lagomorpha, Ochotonidae. Gene Ontology annotation, biological process: receptor recycling; endosome organization; retrograde transport, endosome to Golgi.
UCCCGCCGCCACGUUCACUCGCGGCCCGGGACGGAGGCGCAGGGGCCCGAGCCCGGAGCCCACCCUGCCGGCUGCCCCCCGGGGGCCUGGGCGCGCUCGGCGGCGGGAGCUCUCGCAGGAGUCAUGAAGUUGAACGAGAGGAGCGUGGCCCACUAUGCCCUCAGCGACUCCCCAGCAGACCACACAGGAUUUUUGCGCACCUGGGGGGGUCCCGGAGCACCCCCCACCCUCAGCGGCACUGGCCGAACUUGCUGGUUUGUUCUCAAGGGCAACCUGCUGUUCUCCUUCGACAGCCGGGAGGGCCGGGCCCCGCUGAGCCUGGUGGUGCUGGAGGGCUGCACGGUGGAGCUGGCCGAGGCCCCCGUGCCGGAGGAGUUCGCCUUUGCCAUCCGCUUUGACGCUCCGGGAGUGCGUCCACAUGUGCUGGCUGCUGACGGGCCGGCGGCCCAGGAGGCCUGGGUGAAGGCGCUGUCCCGGGCCAGCUUUGGCUACAUGCGCCUGGUGGUGCGCGAGCUAGAGAGCCAGCUGCAGGACGCCCGCCAGAGACUGGCCUUGUAUCGCUGUUCAUCCCACAGAGCCAUGGCCAGCUUCGGCAGGCCCCAGGUUCCCGACCGCCGGUCUCCGGGCCUGCACAAUGGCCAUGUCCUUGCCAGGGACUUGAGCCCCAGGGGCUCCGUCGAGGAAGAGGGCGGCAGGCUGGGAGCUGAGAGAGAGCUGCGGGGCUCAGCUGGCCUCCUCCUGGGCAGAGGGCAGAGCCCUGUGUCCCCUGAGACCUCCUGCUUUGCCACUCUGCACAACUGGUACGGCCAGGAGAUCAUGGAGCUGAGGCGAGGGUGGCGGCGGCGGCAGGCCCGCCUGAGCCCGCCCGAGCUUGAGCGCCAGGACCGGUCCUGAACCCCGGGGAGGGGGGCAAGUCCAGUUAGGCCCCAGUCCUGCUGGUCAGGAUGACGGGGGCCAGUGCCUUUUCCAGAGUUGAAGGUUUACUCAUUUCCAACGUUGCCCUGGGGGAUGUUGCACUUUCUUCUUGCAUUUUAGGUGUUCUCCACAUGGGCCUUCUGCCACCACAUCACACUUUGCAGGCACGGAGGAACGGGAGAGGCCUUGAAGGGUGCAGCACUGCCCUGACAUCCUGAUAUGGUCAAAAGGACGGACCUCCUGUCUUGUGGGGGCCUCUGGGAUGCAGCUCCCCCUAGGGAGGGGUGGGAGGAUUGGCCACGUGACUCCCCAAACUGCAGUUUGGGUUAGAAGUUUCUGGAGGCAGGGAUCCUGCAGCCAGACGAGAGGCAUUUGUUCUGUCCGGCAAUGGCCUGUGGCUGCCCUGGUUGGGGGUGGUGCUGGCUAGCAUCCUGGGAUGGACUGCCUUCUUACGCCUGUGAGCAGAACCCUCAGUGCCCAGGCCCUCAGCAGCGGCCCCGGCUGGGGGGUUGGGGCUGGGGGGAAGGGAAAAAGACUUGGAGUGUAGUGUGUCCCCCCCCCGGGGUGCUGCUGCUA